GUGCAGAGUUAGAAGGCCGCACCGCCAUGUGACACAGCAAUCCUAUCAGCUCUGCUCCGGACACUUCUGCUGUGAGACUGAGCUCUGUGGUCUCUCUCAUUGGCCCUUGGACAUGUUUGUUGCAUCUAAAGGUGCUGGUUUAAAUCCGAAUGCAAAAGUAUGGCAAGAAAUUCCACAAGGAAGCUCUGAAGUAUCUCAAACAGCCAAUGGCAUGGAUGAGUCUUGGGAUGAGGCAGCCAUAACAGAGACUUGCCAAGAAGGUUGUUUACAAAAUCCGAGUGAGUCUAAUAAGCAGUUUGAAGUAAUGUAUUCCCCGUCUUGUGAAGUGAGCAGAAACGGGCUCAACUUAGAGGAAGCAACUGCAAAUGGAAUGGACUUAAUAGCACAGGAUGAGAUUGGAUACCAAAUGUUUGAGGUUACAGGUGAUGGCACAUCCCCAGUUCCUCAAGUUGUUAGUGCAGAAGAUUUAAAAGAAUGUUUGAAGAAACAACUUGAAUUCUGCUUCUCAAGAGAGAAUCUUUCAAAGGAUCUUUAUCUGAUGUCACAAAUGGAUAGUGAUCAGUUUGUACCUAUUUGGACAAUUGCAAAUAUGGAAGGCAUUAAGAAGCUGACCACUGACAUGGACCUUAUUCUUGAAGUGUUGAGAUCAACGCCUGUGGUGCAAGUUGAUGAAAAAGGAGAGAAAGUGAGACCAAAUCACAAGCGAUGCAUUAUUAUUCUUCGAGAGAUCCCAGAAACUACUCCUGUGGAGGAGGUUAAAGCACUAUUUGAUAACGAAAACUGCCCCAAAGUAAUAAGUUGUGAAUUUGCUCACAAUAACAACUGGUAUGUUACAUUCCAGUCAGAUACUGAUGCACAACAGGCGUUCAGAUAUCUAAGAGAAGAAGUAAAAACUUUUCAGGACAAGCCAAUAAUGGCUAGGAUAAAAGCCAUCAAUACGUUCUUUGCUAAGAAUGGAUAUCGCACGGUGGAUUCUAGUGUUUACACACAGCCAGUUCAAUCCCAAGCACAGUUUGCCUCGCCUUUAUUUAUGCAACCUGUAUAUAAUGCUCAUCAGCAGUACUCCAUCUAUAACAUUGUGCCUCAGACAUGGUCUCCAAACACAGCACCUUACUUUGAAACACCACUGGCUCCAUUCCAAAAUGGGGGAUUUGUUAAUGGUUUUAAUUCAUCAGGAACUUACAAACCAAAUUCGGCUUCUUUGAGUGCUGGUCGGCCGUUCCAUAGAAAUCGUGUGAAGCCUCCGUUUAGAACAUCUGCAAACCCUACUGAAUGUCCAGAUGUUGGUGCAACAGCAACGUCUGUAUCACAAGUGGAUGUGUCUAUAAGUAGAUCAAACUCAAGGUCAUAUACUUCUGAGAAGCCCAGCACUUCAUUGGGAACCCAACACGAUCACAAUUUUUCAUCUAAGGACACACUAUCCCUACAUUUUGAACAGAAUGGCAUAGAAGGAGCUUUCCGGGGCAGAAGGAAUACAUUUAGAGGCAGAAGGCGAAAAGAUGAUGAUCGUUUUUCUCGCCCAUUGAAUUCAGUGGAAGAGGUUGCACAGACACCAAAGUUUGAUUUGCUGGCAUCUAAUUUUCCCCCUUUGCCUGGAAGCUUAGUAAGCAGUCCGGGAGAACCUGUACUUGAAAGUAGGAUGGCUGAUGUUGUUAAAGGAAUUUGCAAGGAAAAGGAGCAUAAAGAACCUCCUGUAAACUUGUCAACAAACACUCAGGAAGAACCAGCAAAAGCCAUCCCCCAGCCUAUAACUCACUCAACACACUCUUCAGCAGAUGAAUUAAUACUGCCUCCACCACCAAGUAAUGCAGUUCUUGAGAAAAAAAUAGAAAUAACCUGCCAUAAAGAUGUUGCCAGCCAGACAUCUGUAGCAGAACCUGUAUGCACUUCACCUUCUGGAAAGCAGCCUAAAGCCACUUCAGCUGCAAGUGUGUCAACUAUGUUAAAUACACCGGAGCCUCGGAAAUUAAGUUAUGCGGAAGUUUGUCAGAAACCUCGUAAAGAGCAAGCUCCAUCUCCUGUCCAGCCUCUUCAAGAGCUGCGUACAAACAUUGCAUCCCCUGGCAAAAAUGAAGAGAACUGUAUUCCCGAGAAGGCUGAGAAGAGUCUUGAAAAGUCUCACAAAAAACUUGAUAAAGCUAAAGAUUCUCCAGGACACCGCAGUAAUGGAACAUCCAGAGCAGCAGCAGCAGGAAAGAUUAGGGAACAGAGACGGCAGUUUGGACGUAGAUCUUCACCUCAGGGAGUUAUGAGACGUAAUGGCAAGGAGCAAUAUGUGCCACCAAGAUCACCAAAGUAAAAACUACUCUUGAAAUUUUAAAUCUUUAAACAUGGACACAGCAGCAGGGGAUAGACUGGAUUCAACUGUCAUUCAGCAGCUGACAAAGUAGUCCUAAUGGAAUUCCAAAAAAAAAAAAAGAAGAAUUAUAAUGGGCUUUGUGGAGGACAGUGGCCAGCUCCAGUCAUGUUUAUAAAAAAAAAAAAUUAUAUAUAUAAUUUAGAUUUUUUUUUUUAAAAUUAACAAAUUUAGCAUUUUUAAGUUGCAGAUGUUUCUGCCUGAUUAUCAGUUUCAAGGUAGAGAAAAAGAGGUGCGAGAGAAGAAAAUAUUUUUUUGAAAUAACAGAUCCGUUAAAAAAAAAAAAUGAAUUAUUUUUUUUUUUUAAUCGAAGGCUUUGCUAAGUAGUCUGUGUAUUCCAUUUUGGCCUUGAAAGUAUAUACCAUGGGCGUGAUGAGUGUGGUCAUUGUGAAGUAACUGCCGUUCCGUCAUGGAUUAUGAAACUGAAUGUACUGCUGUCACUUAUUUUACAAAAGUAGGUUAAACAAUACUUUGAUUUCUAUUGUUUAUUCCUAAACGGCUAAAUCUAAUCUUACAGAGUAUCUGAAAAUAUUAGAAUCGCAGCUUAUGCAAAAGAACAUAAUUCUGUAAACCGAUGAUUUGUAUUCAUUUCAUGAUUUGCCUCCCCCCCCCUUCUCUCGUGCAUCAUCUUCAUAUUUGUUGUUGUGCAGUUGUGUGUUUGUCAGUGUCUUAACCAAGAAAGGGCUACCUGUAACUGACACACAAUCUCUUUGUGCUCACUGGAAUGACUGCAGAACAAAUCCCAAAUUGGGUUCUUUUUUUCUGCAAAGUACAUGCUCUCAUAUUACAUGUUGCUUUUUCACCUAGUUUUAUACUACAAGGCGGUGGCCUGGACAAUAGAAGUACAUUUUUUUUGGGUGGGGGGGGUAAACUAAGAAGUAUCUACAAAUGUAAGCACUAUACUUGUUACACGGAGAAGGCAUAUCUGUUUAAUAGUUAAUUACUGAUGGGAGGUUUCCUAUAUCUGUAGCAGAUAAUGAUUAAGGGGAUGGGUCUUAUCGAUGUAUAGUUUUCAAGCAGUACACCACAAAUAAUAACUUUUUAGUUUUUUUAUUUUGUUUACCAUCUAUUAAAAAUAAAUAAAUGUAUAAACUAAAAUUUUUUUUUCAGUGUUUCCCAAUAGAAGCCUGGCCUCAUUUGUGCUCUUAUUCAUAUUCAGAUGAAGAAAGUCUUCGGUAGCAGUGCCAUUGUGAAACGGUUCUAUGCUAAAUAAGAGCUACGAUUGGCUGUUUCUCAGCCCCGUGUUGACUGCCAUACUACAGCCGCCUUUUUUUUUUUCUAUUAUAAACUUGUGUUUUAAAAUGAGGGCCAGGGCUUUGAGACCAUUGGGAAACACCAUUAGGAAAUAUAUUGGAAGCAUUCACAAGCAGCAUGAUGAUAGCUAGCCGCUGGUCAGGGAUCACUGCUGGAACAGUGAUUACAGUGUUUUACAUUAGUUGCCGCCAAUUUGAUGCCCCCCCCCCUGAUUGAAGCUGUGGCAGCAACUAAUAUUUAUAAUUAUAAUCACAAAUGUUAAA
Molecule: messenger RNA, 3873 nt
Organism: Xenopus laevis (African clawed frog)
Lineage: Eukaryota; Metazoa; Chordata; Amphibia; Anura; Pipidae
Gene: larp4.S
Product: La ribonucleoprotein domain family member 4 S homeolog
Exons: 16
Coding region: 113-2299 (728 amino acids)
Biological process (GO): positive regulation of translation
Cellular component (GO): cytosol; cytoplasmic stress granule
Molecular function (GO): mRNA 3'-UTR binding; nucleic acid binding; RNA binding
Source: RefSeq, a predicted model, not a curated record